Molecule: messenger RNA, 3888 nt
Organism: Balaenoptera musculus (blue whale)
Lineage: Eukaryota; Metazoa; Chordata; Mammalia; Artiodactyla; Balaenopteridae
Gene: TRPA1
Product: transient receptor potential cation channel subfamily A member 1
Exons: 28
Coding region: 1-3888 (1295 amino acids)
Biological process (GO): transmembrane transport; monoatomic ion transport
Cellular component (GO): membrane
Molecular function (GO): protein binding; monoatomic ion channel activity
Source: RefSeq, a predicted model, not a curated record
AUGCAGCUGAUCUCAGUUCUGUACUCCCUGAACACAGAUGCUGAUGGGAAAACUGUGCAGGUGGUGAAACUGAAUGCUACUCAGGGGACUCAAGGGUGCGCUCCGCAGCUGCAGCCUGGACGGGCAAGUCGCGCUGUCCGCCCCAAAGCUGCGGGUCCCAGGACACACGUGGCGCGGCCGCCCGGUGGCCGCGCGUGGACACGAUGGCCGCGUCCUCACCCCUCCCUGCCCCGCUCCUGCUUCCCGCCCUACAAGCAGCCUGAGCCGGACAACGCCUGCCAGAAGUUCUCUCGGCCUCACGCACAGCAAACCUCUUUGCUCCCGGGGACCGCCGGGCGCAAAAGAGCUCGGAGCUCGGGCGCUUACCCGGGUCGGGACCCGUACUCGACCCCGGCGGCGCGCGCGCGCGCGACCCCACGGCCGCCUCCGCGCCCGGCGCCCGCUCACCGCUCCCGCGCUCGCUUUCUCGCCCCAGGUGCCGGCGCCCGUGGGGAGCAGCUGCCGCAGGGGGCGUCCGGGGUGUGGUCAGUGAGGCGCAGCCUGAGGAAGAUGCUGCGCCCGGGGGAGAAGAAGGAGCCCCGGGGCGUCGUCUACCUGGGCGUGGAGGACCACAUGGACGACUCCAAGGACUUUAAGGUGGUUUUCGAGGGAAGUGCAUGCGGUUUACAAAACUCUGUAAAGAAACAAAAGAGAUUAAAAAACUGUGAUGAUGUGAAUGCCUCCCCUUUGCACCAUGCUGCAGAAGAAGGUCAAGUGGGUCUGAUGGAGAUGAUCGUCAAUGAAUCCUCUUGUGAAGUACUGAAUGUGAUGGAUGAUUAUGGAAAUACCCCUCUGCACUGGGCUGCAGGAAAAAACCAGGUGGAAAGUGUUAAGUUUCUUCUUCGCAAAGGAGCCAAUCCAAACCUCCGAAACUGCGACAUGAUGGCCCCACUGCACGUGGCUGCGCAGGGUUUAUACAACGACGUGAUGAAGGUCUUGAUUGAGCAUCGCACUACUGAUGUUAAUCUGGAAGGAGAAAAUGGAAACACAGCUCUGAUAAUCGCAUGUUUCACAGAUAAUAGUGAAGCAGUGCAGCUUUUGUUAAAUAAAGGAGCUAAACCAUGUAAAUCAAAUAAAUGGGGAUGCUUCCCUAUUCACCAGGCUGCAUUUUCAGGUGCCAAAAAAUGCAUGGAAAUAAUAUUAAAGUUUGGUGAGGAACAUGGGCAUAGCAGACUGUCUCACAUUAACUUUUUGAACAAUGGGAAAGCUAGCCCUCUGCACAUGGCAGUUCAAAGUGGUGACUUGGAAAUGAUUAAAAUGUGCCUGGACAGCGGUGCAGAGUUGGACCUGAUGGAGAAAGGGAAGUGCACAGCCCUUCAUUUUGCUGCCACCCAGGGAGCCACUGAGAUUGUUAAACUGAUGAUAUCUUCCUACUCUGGCAGCAGCGAUAUUGUUAAUCAGGUGGAUGGAAAUCACAAGACACUGCUUCACAGAGCCUCAUUAUUUGAUCACCAUGAACUAGCAGACUACUUAAUUUCAGUGGGAGCAGAUAUCGAUAUCACCGAUUCUGAAGGACGUUCUCCACUUAUAUUAGCAACUGCUUCCGCAUCCUGGAAUACUGUAAAUUUGCUCCUCUCUAAAGGUGCCCGUGUAGACAUAAAAGAUAAUCUUGGACGUAAUUUUUUGCAUUUGACUGUGCAGCAACCUUAUGGAUUAAAAAAUUUGCCACCUGAGUUUUUGCAGAUGCACCAUAUUAAAGAGCUGGUGACGGACGAAGACAACGAUGGGUGUACUCCUCUACACUAUGCAUGUAGACAGGGGGUCCCUGUCUCUGUAAAUAACCUACUUGACUUUAAUGUGUCCAUUCAUUCCAAAAGCAAAGAUAAAAAAUCACCCCUGCAUUUUGCAGCCAGUUAUGGGCGUAUCAAUACCUGUCAGAGGCUCCUCCAAGACAUGAGUGACACAAGGCUUUUGAAUGAAGGUGACCUUCAUGGAAUGACUCCUCUCCACCUGGCUGCAAAAAAUGGGCAUGAUAAAGUAGUUCAGCUCCUUCUGAAAAAAGGUGCAUUAUUUCUCAGUGACCACAAUGGCUGGACUGCUUUGCAUCACGCUUCCUUGGGAGGGUACACGCAGACCAUGAAGGUCAUUCUUGACACUAACAUGAAGUGCACAGAUCGGCUAGAUGAAGAGGGGAAUACCGCGCUUCACUUUGCGGCAAGGGAGGGCCACGCCAAAGCCGUCGCGCUGCUCUUGAGGUACGAUGCUGACAUCGUCCUGAACAAGCAGCAGGCCUCCUUCCUGCACACUGCUAUUCACAAUAAGAGAAAGGAGGUGGUUCUCACGACCAUCAGGAACAAAAGAUGGGAAGAAUGUCUUAAGGUUUUUAGUCAUUAUUCUCCAAGCAAUAGAUGUCCAAUCCUGGAAAUGGUAGAAUACCUCCCUGAAUGCAUGAAAGUACUUUUAGAUUUCUGCAUGAUGCCCUCCACAGAAGACAAGUCCUCCCAAGACUACCACAUCGAGUAUAAUUUCAGAUAUCUUCAAUGUCCAUUAGAAUUCACCGAAAAAGUAGCACCAGUACAGGAUGUUACAUACGAGCCUCUUUCAACCCUCAAUGCAAUGGUACAACAUAACCGCAUAGAGCUUCUCAAUCACCCUGUGUGUAAAGAAUAUUUACUUAUGAAAUGGUUGGCUUAUGGGUUUAGAGCCCAUGUUAUGAACCUAGGAUCUUACUGUCUUGGUCUCCUGCCUAUGACCUUUCUUGUUGUCAGUAUCAGACCAGGUAUGGCUUUCAACUCAACUGGAAUCAUCAAUGAAACUAGUGACCAUUCAGAAAUAUUAGACACCAAGAAUUCCUAUACUAUAAAUAUCUGUAUGAUUUUAGUCUUGUUAUCAAGUAUAUUUGGAUAUUGCAAGGAAGUGGCCCAAAUUUUCCAGCAGAAAAGGAAUUACUUUUUGGAUAAUAACAAUGCAGUUGAAUGGAUUAUCUACACAACAAGCAUCAUUUUUGUGUCACCCUUGUUCGUCAGUAUACCAGCUUAUGUGCAGUGGCAAUGUGGAGCAAUUGCUAUAUACCUCUAUUGGAUGAACUUCUUAUUGUAUCUUCAGAGAUUUGAAAAUUGUGGAAUUUUUAUCGUGAUGUUGGAGGUGAUCAUGAAAACGCUGUUGAAGUCUACAGUUGUGUUUGUCUUCCUUCUUGUGGCUUUUGGACUCAGCUUUUACGUCCUCCUGAGUAUACAGGAUGCUUUCAGCUCUCCGUUGCUUUCUAUAAUGCAGACCUUCAGCAUGAUGCUAGGAGACAUCAAUUAUCACGAUGCCUUCUUAGAACCGUAUUUGAGAAAUGAAUUGGCGUAUCCACUUCUGUCCUUUGCACACCUUAUUGUGUUCACCAUGUUCGUUCCAAUUGUCCUCAUGAAUUUACUUAUUGGUUUGGCAGUUGGUGACAUUGCUGAGGUCCAGAAGCAUGCAUUGUUGAAGAGGAUUGCCAUGCAGGUGGAACUUCAUACCAGCCUGGAAAAGAAGCUGCCGCUCUGGUUCCUACACAAAGUCGAUCAGAAAUCCACCGUCGUGUAUCCCAACAGACCCAGAUAUGGUGAAGGGCUGUUACGUGGUGUAUUUCAUUAUUUCUUUUGCACCCAAGAAGUGAGACAAGAAAUACCAAAUGUUGAUACAUCUUUAGAAACAGAAAUAAUGAAGCAAAAGUACCGGCUGAAGGAUCUCAGUUCUCUUCUGGAAAAACAGCAUGAGCUUAUUAAACUCAUCACUCAGAAGAUGGAAAUCAUCUCUGAGACAGAGGAUGAAGAUUACCACAGUUCUUUUCAAGACAGGUUUAAGAAACAGCAGUUAGAACAAAGGAAUAGCAAAUGGAAUUCUGUACGGAGAGCAGUAAAGGCAAAACCACACAGCCCUUAG